UUCCCCUGUCAAACGUUGGCAGUAUUACUCGGCAGUGCGUUGGAGGAGUAGGAUUUGGGAAGAAAAACGAUGCAGAGGUUUAAGGCAGCUUUAUCGGCCGGAAACGGCGUCCACCUCCGUCGUUUCGUCCGCCAUUGCAGAGGCGUAUGCUCUCUCCCGGACGCCGCUCUCACCCCAGCUGAUAAUCUCGAUCACCAAGUGUUGGUCGAAGGAAAAGCGUGGUCCCGAACGGCAGUUCUCAACAGACCAGCGGUGCUCAAUGCUUUCACGACUGCAAUGGGGGCAAGAUUGCAGAAAUUGUACAAAAGCUGGGAAGAUGAUCCUGAUGUUGGCUUUAUUGUUUUGAAGGGCAGUGGCAAGGCAUUUUGUGCCGGUGGAGAUAUAGUUUCUCUUUAUCAUAUGAUAAACAGAGGGAAAAUAGACGAUUGUAAAGAUUUUUUUAGGGCGUGCUAUACUUUUAUAUACCUGCUUGGUACCUGUUUGAAACCACAUGUGGCUAUCUUGAAUGGCAUUACCAUGGGUGGUGGUGCUGGAGUCUCAAUCCCUGGGACAUUCCGCAUUGCAACUGACAAAACUGUUUUUGCUACUCCUGAAACUCUAAUUGGUUUCCAUACAGAUGCAGGGGCAUCUUUUUACCUCUCACAUCUACCGGGUCACUUAGGGGAGUUCUUGGCUCUUACAGGAGACAGGCUCAAUGGGUCGGAGAUGAUGGCUUCUGGACUUGCAACACAUUAUUUGCAUAGUUCAAGGCUUCCAUUAAUUGAAGAAGAACUUGGGAAAAUUGUCACUGAUGAUCCCUCUGUCGUUGAAGCUUCUUUAGACAAGUAUGGUGAAGUUGUUUAUCCCAAUGAGACAAGCGUGCUUCAAAGGAUUGAGUUGCUCGAUAAAUGUUUCAGCCAUGACACAGUUGAAGAAAUUAUCGAUUCUGUGGAAUGUGAGGCAGGUAGAACAAAGGAUGCAUGGUGCAUUUCUACUCUAAAGAGACUUAAAGAAGUCUCACCAUUGAGCUUAAAGGUUUCCUUGAGAUCUAUAAGAGAAGGUAGAUUUCAGACCCUUGAUCAGUGCUUGGUUCGUGAGUACCGAAUGUCCCUACAGGGAAUCACUAAGCAGAUUUCCAAUGACUUUUGCGAGGGGGUUCGGGCACGAGUAGUGGAAAAGGACUUUGCACCAAAGUGGGAUCCUCCAAGUGUUGAAAAUGUAUCCAAAGACAUGGUGGAUCAAUAUUUCUCCCCUCUUAGCGAGUUCGAGCCCGACCUAGAGCUACCGACGGAGUUGCGAGAAGCGUUCACCCAGUCCUAGAUCCUCCUCCCAAGUCUCUAGUUUUAUGUUAUUGAAGCUGGCUUGAUUCAAAGCAUUUGGGUGAACUAGUAUUCUUUCAUGUUAGCUACUUCUUGAAAUUGUACCAGCCCCUUGUUAAUAAAUAAUAAAUUUGUAUUGAGAUUAAGACAUUGGGAUUUUUCUUCUUAA
This is a messenger RNA of Malus domestica (apple), 1467 nucleotides long. Its product is annotated as 3-hydroxyisobutyryl-CoA hydrolase-like protein 1, mitochondrial. Gene Ontology annotation, biological process: L-valine catabolic process. Gene Ontology annotation, molecular function: 3-hydroxyisobutyryl-CoA hydrolase activity. Lineage: Eukaryota; Viridiplantae; Streptophyta; Magnoliopsida; Rosales; Rosaceae. The record is from RefSeq and is a predicted model, not a curated record.